AUGGCGGUUGCAGCCAACUCCUUCGAUAGCUGGCUCAGUACAAAGCUGCAAGCUUUAAAUACUGACGAAGGUGUGUUUGUGUCGUACAUCAAAGGAAUUUUAGAGGGUGAUGAAACAGAAGAUGAAAAAACCGAAGCUCUCGAAGGCCUUCUCGCUGGCAUAACGGAUGAUGACAUUAGUAAUCAUGUGACCGAAAUAUUAAGUGCUUGGGCUAAAUGGCUCCCUAUGAAGGGCGCUACUGCUUCAAACGAACCAGUAGAAGAUGUGGAUGUUAGGCUAGCAAAGAUGCUUGAAUCUCAGUCUUUGGCAACUACAACACAAAGAGGAAGAGCAGAAACAGAGGAGGAAAGGCGGGUAAGAGAGGCCAUUCUUGCACAGUACAGUCAAAUAUCAGAUGAAGAAAACAGUGAUGGUGAGAAAGAAGAGGAUGGUGCAAGUGGAGGAGAUUAUGGAAUUGAGAAAAACACAAACGCUGCUGUAAUAGUUCAGAAAGAACGAGAGAGGAGGGAAAUGGCAAGGAUAAGAAACCAAAUGAAGAAGGAGAAAGACAAAGAAGAGCGGGAGAAACAGAAACAGUUAAGGGACGAAAAAAAGGAAAAACGUAAGACCCAAAAACAAGAACGACGAAGGUAG
Dufourea novaeangliae is the source of this 633-nucleotide messenger RNA. Its product is annotated as coiled-coil domain-containing protein 43. Lineage: Eukaryota; Metazoa; Arthropoda; Insecta; Hymenoptera; Halictidae. Bases 1 to 633 code for a protein of 210 amino acids. The record is from RefSeq and is a predicted model, not a curated record. The transcript is spliced from 3 exons.